UGCGAGCACGCCUUUCCGCCGGGCGCCACAAGCGGCGGCUUUGUGCGCGCCGCCCGGCGCGGAGCAUGAAUGCCCUUCUGUUCCGCCGCACUGUGGCUCUCCAGCUGCGGGACAACGCGUUCGCUUUGUGCCUCCUCCGGACACGGCGCCGCUUUGGGAACGCGCACAAAAGAGAUCAGCUGACCGGCCACAAUAUGAGACUAUGAACUUGUGAGCGCCGCCGUACACCGAAACGCUGUAACAGUGUGGUGCGCGCGCGCGCACGCGCGUAGCCGAGCAAAGUGUCACUGCGUGUGAUACCUGACUCCAGGUGAUGCCCUAGUUGCAAAGUGACAGCAGGCAGGUGGAACACUCCCCAGAUAGCCUUGCGCGCAGAGCCGGACGCUAGAAAAGCGAAGGCGGCAGGGCAGGUUCCAGCCCUUGAGGCGUCUCUUCGGGAAGAAGAAGCAGAAGAGGGAGGCCCAGGGGGGGUUGGAUGGGGCGCAGCUGAAGGCCAGUUUCUCCACCGGGGAGGUGUGCAAUGGAGUUGUGUUUGACGACGAGAACGCCGGUCAAACUCUAAGAGAGCUGAAUCCCGUUGGAUCUCGAGCCCUCUCGCACGAGAGCAUCUUCAUCCCGGAAGAGUCGGCCGACCUGGAUCGCACCAUGUCACAGGAAAACGUCUCGGACAAAGUGAAAAAUCUGCAGAAGCAGAUCGCGCAGAAUAUCAAGUUCGGCCAGAAGCCCCCCUCUCUGAGAAGAAGCGAGGGGGAUGAAAUAAGUUCCGAGGAGGACGAGGAGGCGCCACAGAGUCCUCUGAGAGUGACGGCGCAGGUCGAAAUGGAGCCGCUGAAAGCGGAGACGGCGGUCGGAGCGGCCCUGCAAGCGACAUCGCACGGGACCCCUGUGAAGUCCCCCAGGUCCAGAAAGGUCCUUCCACCCGGUGGUACUAUCGAGUCGGUUAACCUGGAUGCCAUUCCGCAGUCGGCGUCUCUCCUGGACAACACGGCAGCUAAGCAUAAACUGUCUGUCAAACCCAAGAAUCAGAGGAUUUCACGCAAGCAUCGGCGGUUCACAGAGGACGUCCAGGAAAUAUCCAUCUCUGGCGCGGUGCAGGAGGACCUGGAAGUGACGGGCAUCACCACGGAGCACCGACGCAGAUCGUGCGCCGAAAAGUCCCCGGAAGACUUGGAGGAGCAGGAACGACUAGACCAGAAGAGGAAGCGGGCGCUGGAGGAAGAAGAGAGGAGGCAGCGAGCAGAGCAACUGAGGAUCGAAGAAGAGGAGAGGUGUCGUAAGCAGCGCGAAGAGAAGGAAAAAGAAGAGAGAAGGCUCCGUGAGGAAGAAGCGAGAAGGAUGAGGAAGGAAGAGGAGAGGAGGCAGCAAGAGGACAAGGAGCGCAAAGAGGAAGAGGAAAGGAGGAUGAGGACAGCGCAAAGAAGGAAGGAGGAAGAGGAAGCCAGGAGGCAACAGGAGCUUGAGGCUCAAAGGUUAUGUUUGGAGGAAGAGGAGAGCAAGAAGAAGAAAGAUGCCAAGAAGCAGAGGUUCCACGAGAUCCAAGCGAAACACAAACUGGACUCGGAGGAACAGCCGAAGAGAACGGCGCAAGAUGAAGGGGACAGACGCUCGGACACUCAGGAGAGGAAGAGGAGAGCUGACGAGCUCCGGUGGAGGGAGAUGGAGGAGAGGCAGAGGCCUUUCUCCUUCCAGGUUUCCUCCGGAGAAAAAGAAAUCCUCUUCCCGAAAGUUAACCUGACCCCCGUUACGCCGCCCUCGGUCAUGGACGGGUCGACCGUCGCGUCAAGAGAAGGAAUUAGUCCCUCCUCCGAAGCACCGUACUCCCCCAACCGGCAGAGUUCUCCGUACGUCCCCCACACUGCCAUCCUGGUGACCGGCACCCAGCUGUGUGGCACCGCCGUCAAUUUGGAUCAGAUCCGGGAUACCGCCUGCAAGUCCCUGUUGGGUCUCAGUGAGGAGCGUAAGGCCCAGGGAAUACCGCCCGCCAAGACCAAAACGUCGCCUGACCGCAAGUCGGCAAAGACAAAAUCUCUCACCGAGUCCCCUGAGCCGGACCCGGCGGGUGCAGCUGUGUUGGCUGAAUGGGCCACCAUCAGGUCCAAGAUAUUCAAGGGCGUGGAGGAGGGCAGUGAAUACCCAGACCCGAACAGAAUCCAACCACAAGCCAGCCACGAAGACCAGCACGAAUUUCCUCACACGCACUUGAGGAAGACCAUGUCCGCUAGCGCCAAGUUCUCCAUCACGCCUGCCAAGAAGAAGUUCGGCGGUUCGAACAGGAACUCUGAGUGCUCCAGUACUAGUGUGUUGGACGAUAAAAUGGGAGAGGACGCCAUUUCGUCAGACGCAUCCAGUUCUGCUUCGCCGGCCGCAAGGCGUAAAGCUCAGAAUAGGAUUAGUAAGGGCGUCCGCCUCGUCGAUAGACCAGAGGACGAAUGUGUUUUUGCCAAAGACCUUCCAUCCUUCCUUGUUCCCAGCCCUGGAGCCAAGCCCGAAGAGCCUGAACGGAAAGCUCAGGAUCGUACUGGUUCGGCGGAGCCCGAAAGUAGAGUUGAAGGCGACGAACCGAAUUGGGAUGGUGGGGAAAAGCCUUCCCCAUUUGGCAUCAAGCUCAGGAGAACAAAUUACUCACUCCGGUUCCACAACGAGCAGUCCACAGAGAAACGGAAGAAGCGCUACAGUGCUGGAGACAGUUUUGAUGGUGUUCCCUCGCCCCUGACCCCCAUCGAGUUGGACUCUGACGCCUCUUCGGUCUUUUCCGACCGAUCCAGUCCAACAUCGCCUCAGAGAGAAGCGAAGUACUCCCUCGCCUUGGCCUCCCCUGUGGUCCCACGGGCCAUCUUAGGCAAAUCCCCCAGCCCCACGCCACGAUCCGACGGUGACAACGUGCCCUCCAAGUCGUCGCUCUACCGCCGACCACCCGCAUCGCUCAAACCUGCAGAAGGAGUUCCCGCCUGUCCUCCGUCACCGCUGCCUAAAACGAGUCACAGCGAGACAGAGGACUCGGUCGGCCGGGGUCAGCCCACGGCGGUGGCCCAGCUACAUCGGAGCAGCCAAGGUCAAGGGGAGGACGAGCCCAAAGAGAAGAGAUCCUUCUUUCAGUCCAUCAACAUCCCCUGGAGGGACAAAAUGGACCGUAAGACAGAGAUCAUCAAGAGAGAGAAACCUUCGCUUCAGAGCAGGCAUUCCCUGGAUAGCGCCAGGGUCCAGGAGAAGGAGGCGGGCCCCUUGUGGAUCACGUUGGCGCUCCAGAAGCAGAAAGGAUUCAGAGAACAGCAGCAGAACCGCGAGGAGCGUCGCAGCCUACGGGAAGCCAAGCUGUCUGAGAAGCAAGCCCGGGAGCGAGACAGUGUGGGCUCAGCGACGACAAUUAGCCCCACGGAGAGCCGAGGACGGAGCGGGAGCGUCAGUCCCGGUUGCAAAGCGCCGACGCCGGACGAGCCCAAGAGACCCGACAGCCUGCUGGGACGCUUCGAGAGGCGAGAGCAGCUGAAGAAAUCCAACACGCUGCCCAGCUCCGUCACGGUGGAAAUCACCGACUCCACGCCAUCGCCCCCUGCUGUCAAGGAGGUCUCCAAGCGCUUCCCCACCAUGGACUCGCCGCAGGUGUCCACCGAGCCCGCCUGGCUGGCUCUGGCCAAGCGGAAGGCCAAAGCCUGGAGUGACUGUCCUCAGAUCAUCAAGUAACAACACCCCCACACCCCACUUACCCCCCCCCCCCCCCCACCCUCCUACUCACGACUGCAGCGGCCCCCAACCGCCAUUUUGGCCCGAGUAGACCACAAAGACCGAAAAUCCCUUAAUUUAUAAUUAUAGUUGACGUGUUGUUUUUUUUUUUUUUUUUUUUUUUUUCAGGAAAAAGAAAGGGGGUGUUUUUGUGGGGAGGGGGGGGUAAAAAUAUAUCCGCAAAUAGGCAAAAUCACAAAUGCCAGAAUGCAACACUGCGUGCAAGACAGUCUAUCGCUCCAUAUUACAAACACAAAAGAAAGAAAUGAUGGUAGGUUUUAAAAAAAAUAAUAAUAAUAAAAUAAAUAUAAUAAAUUAAAAAAAACAAGGUUGGGGACCGCUGCCCUCCAACACCAGCUCUGCAUGGAGACACCACAACACUGCACAAGCGCUCCCAUCGUCGCACCGGCUGCGUUCCAAAAAUGCAAAUACUUUAUGAUGUGACAAGGUUGCGAGCAUGCGGCUAACACACAAAUACAUUUUUUUUUGUUACUACUGUAGCCAAACACUGGGAUUGUAAAUACGCCUCCGAGCGAAGAGUGUUCGGACGGGGUGGGGGGGGGGAAGGGUCGCCGAGGGUCUCUUAAAGGGCUAGCAGUGUUAUUUCCACCGCGUCCGCCGGGGGGAUUCGCGGAGGGGGGUCCCCCCCCCCCCCCCGCUCGGCUUCCGUUCACUUCCUGCUUGCUGUAAAAUGUAGAUCGGGGGUGGGCAAAGUACGGCUCGUGGGCCACGUUCUUUUAAUCUGACAUGAUCAAGAGUCCUGGAAUUGUUGUUCAGAUGUUAGUUCAGCCACUUUCACAAAUAAAUAAAAACUAUACAUUAUUUUUUAACAUUUAAUAGGAGUCCUGUAAUAUUUGUUGCAUUAACUUUAAAUUUGUUAUAAAACUAAAUUGGACACUUCGCUUGCCCUAAAAAUAAAAAAUAAAUAAAAAUUGAUUUACCAUUUAUUUUAUUUUAAAUGAUCCAAAUUGUAGCAUUAAUUCAGUCAUGCCUUCCUCAAAAAUAUAUUUAUGUCGUAAAAAGUACUAUAAUAUUGGCUGCAUAAAUUUAGUUCUUUUCGCCCCAAAAUUAGUUAGUUAAAACGGAAUAAUUCGACUUCAUUUAUUUGAUUUUCCUUAGUGAUACAAUAUCUUGGGCAAAUUCAUUUAAUAGCUGUCAAUAAUACAGUUGAAUAAUUUUUUUCAUUGACGUAAUAUCAUUGAAAUAGUAUUGGAUGAAUGAACUUUAGUAAUUGGCCUCACAGUCCCGAGGACCCGGGUUCGAUCCCGGCCUCGCCCGUGUGGAGUUCGGAUGUUCUCCCUCGUGCCUGCGUGGGUUUCCUCCGGGCAUUCCGGUUUCCUCCCACAUUCCAAAAACAUGCGACAUUAAUUGGACGCUCUAAAUUGCCCUUAGUGAGGAUAAGCAGCAAAGAAAAUGGAUGGAUUAAAUUAAAUUGGACACUCUCCCUGCCCUAAAAAAAUUAUAUUAAAAUUGAUUAAAUUUGUUAUUUUGAAUGAUCCAAUUUGUAGCAUUAAUUCCUCAAAAAGAUUAUUUCAUAAAGACUUCUACAAUAUAUGCAUAAUAUAUAUAUAUCUAUAUAUAUAUAUAUAUAAUGUAAAUCUAGUUAAUUUCGCCCCAAAACUUGUUACAACUUAAUAAUUUGACUUCAUUUAUUUGACUUGAUUUGUCAAUUGAUUUUCAUUAGUGAUACAAUACCUUGGGCAGAUUUAUUUUAAUAAAGUUAUAAAUACAUGUGAAUAAAAUUUGAUUGAAGUAAUAUCAUUGAAAUAGUAUUGGGAUGAAUGAACUUUAAUAAUUCUGUAAAUUUGUUUGAACCUCAUCUACAAAAAAGACCUUGACCAUCUUUCUCAUUAAGUUAGCAUAUUAUUAAUCAGUUAAUAAUCAGUUACGCAUGAGUAAAAUUAAUGUAUAUAUUUUAUGAAACCAGUCAUUAAUUGUAAUGAAAUUAAUAUUUAAAAACAAAAAAAGAGAAUACUAAUAGAUGAAAACAAACUAUUUGACACCUUUUUUAUUAACCUGGAAUUGGCCUGGUCCCUCUGUCCUUCCUAAAAAUUAUACGAUUGCAAAAGUUUGCCCACCCUUGAUGUAGGUCAUCAUCAUCAUCGAUAUUUCCUCCUCCUCGUUAGUGUACUUCCUGCCAUAACCAUGUGCAACAUAAUAUGUACUGUAUGUAAGACAGAGCCUUGUUUCUAACCUUGCCGGUGUACGCAGUGUUAUGUGUUUAAAAAAAAGAAAAAAAAAUGGUAUUAUUUGCACUUUUUUUGGGGGGGGGAGGGGUCCUACUUAAACUUGUGAAGGGAUGUUCUUAAAUGAAAAAAAAAAUAUGAAUAAUUUAAAUAUGUCAAAACUGACUUGGCUGCUUGUGUGUGCUA
Messenger RNA from Syngnathoides biaculeatus (alligator pipefish), 6092 nucleotides. It is a transcript of the gene cracd, whose product is annotated as capping protein inhibiting regulator of actin dynamics. The record is from RefSeq and is a predicted model, not a curated record. NCBI's taxonomy places the organism in Eukaryota, Metazoa, Chordata, Actinopteri, Syngnathiformes, Syngnathidae. The transcript is spliced from 9 exons. Gene Ontology annotation, biological process: negative regulation of barbed-end actin filament capping; maintenance of gastrointestinal epithelium. Bases 646 to 3681 code for a protein of 1011 amino acids.